GAGCUUGAGGCCUUUGUCUGGGGCAUUAGGGUGUUAGUGGAUUAUUGAAAGGUGUUGACUCAGGUGUGUGUGGGGAUUCUCCCGGUACAGACUUGGUCACUGUUCAGACCCUAGUCUCCAACGGAUCUGCAACUUCUUCAAAGGCUACACUCUAGUUUUAAAGGUAGAUCCACCGUCUUUGCCAGAUGAUCAUUGGCCAUACAUCAUGGAUAUUGGUGGUCUAACAACUGUGGUAGCAAAUUCAGCCUACAUUAAUGCUCGAGGAAGUAUUGAUGGGUCUAACCCAGCAGCAGCGCGGGAUAAGAAGUAUCAUGCCCGCCUCAAACUACCCCACAUCACUGUGUGUGAAGACUUGAGAGACACCCUGGACUUGGCUUUUGAUUCUGUAUGUGUAGAACAGCCCAUUGGCAAACGGCUGUUUAGAGAAUUUCUUGAUUCCAAACAGGAAUACCAUGGAGCUUGUCGGUUGUGGAAAGAUCUUGAGGACUAUGACAUGGCAGAAGACUCGGAAAGAGUUAAAAAAGCCUCAAAGAUAGUCCAGCGCUACAUGGAUUCUACCGCCAAGCAUUACUGCCCAUUUAUUUCUGAGGAAGUUAUAGCCAAAGUGAAAGAAUCCCAAGAGGCUGCAGGUGAUGAUCUGUUUGCUGCUGCACUGGCUUCAACACUGGACUAUCUGCGAGAGGCUCCCUACACAUUCUUUUUAGAGAGUAUGUACUUGAAGCGUUUUCUGCAGUGGAAGUGGCUUGAAAUGCAGCCCAUGGAUGUAGACUGGUUCCUAGAUUUCCGAGUGCUGGGCAAAGGGGGGUUCGGGGAGGUAUCGGCAUGUCAAAUGAAAGCUACAGGGAAACUGUAUGCUUGCAAAAAACUGAACAAGAAGAGACUGAAGAAGAGGAAAGGAUACGAGGGGGCGAUGGUGGAGAAGCGCGUUCUUGAGAGGGUUCACAGUCGCUUUAUUGUGUCACUGGCAUAUGCCUUUCAGACCAAAGAGGAACUUUGUCUGGUGAUGACGAUCAUGAAUGGUGGAGAUCUCAAGUACCAUAUCUACCUGGUGGAUGAGAACAACCCAGGGUUUGAUGAACCUAGAGCCUGUUUUUACGCCGCUCAGAUAAUCCAGGGUUUAGAGCAUUUACACCAGAAACAGAUCAUAUACAGAGAUCUCAAACCUGAAAAUGUAUUGUUAGACAAUGAUGGAAAUGUACGUAUAUCUGAUUUAGGCCUAGCUGUAGAGCUGAAAGAAGGGAAGACCAUGACAAAGGGCUAUGCUGGCACACCUGGGUAUAUGCCCCCAGAAAUGCUGAAAGGAGAGAAGUAUGACAACGCUUGUGACUACUUUUCUCUGGGUGUAACACUGUUUGAGUUUAUUGCUGCUAAAAACCCAUUUAGGAACAGGGGAGAGAAGGUUGAAAAAGAGGAGAUGAAAGAGCGUAUGCUAACAUUGGAAGUUACCUACUGUGACUUAUUCAGUGAUGAUGCUAAAGCUCUCUGUGAUGGUUUGUUGGCAAAAGAAGCUAGUAAGAGAAUGGGCUUCAAAAAUGGAAACUGUGAUGAACUCCGUGCACAUCCAUUUUUUAACAAUAUUAAUUGGAGGAAGCUGAAUGCAGGCAUCCUGCCUCCUCCUUUUGUACCGGAUUCCAGAGUGGUGUAUGCUAAAAGUCUGGAUGACGUUGGGGUUUUUUCCUCUGUGAAAGGAGUUGCCCUGGAAGAUGUUGACAAGACCUUUUUUGAUGAAUUUUCAACAGGCAAUAUAUCCAUCCCAUGGCAGGAAGAGAUGAUUGAGAUGGGCAUUUACGGAGAGCUGAAUGUUUGGGGUCCAGAUGGAACAGUUCCUAAUGACCUCCGUAGAGAGUCCAUUUUAGAGCAACCAAAGUCUUCCACAUGUUGCAUGUCCUAAACUAAUUUUGCCACACAAAAAGUAAAAAAAAGUUCCUCAAUCAAAACACAGUGAGCCACGCAUCCUCCGUGACUUAUCUUAUAGGCCUUCUUUAAUAUCUAGUGUUAAAGGUACAAUAUAUAACUUUUCUGGUGGGAAGACCACCACCUGCCUGCCUCCAUUGCAUUGAGAUGUUAUUGCUUUGCCUGGAAUAUUCCACAAUUUAGCAUUAAACCUGCUCAUCUUCAGGUAAAUGAACAGAUGCCACCACAGCAAUAAAAACUCUUGUUAUUUAAUAAAUGAAAGAUAGAUAGGUUUAAUGCCACACUAUGGAACAUUCCAGGCAAAGCAAUAUAACUCUGUGGAAACAACCGGGUGGGGGAUCCCCUUUCAGAAAAGCUGUUCACCUUUAGGCUUUGUACUUCUAUUCAUUUUUUAAAACAUUUUGUCAUUGGUUUUACAGCAAACAUGUCCUCUGAUACGCACUCAAAACCUUUCCAGCAUCAUUUAUAUUUUCAAUGUACAUGUCAAUACAGUUUAUAGAAAAUGCAUUAAUUAUUUUAUUUAUUGAUGUUAUACAAAUGUUAGACAAAUAUGAACAAAGUUCAUUAUCACCAUAUGAUCAAACACUUUUGGAAUGUCAAGCAGAAUUAUAAAGAAUAAUACAAAGUGUGACUGUUUGAAUGUUUCUAAUUACUUAUUUUCAAUAUUUUGUGAACCAUUUAAACCACAGAUAAAAUGUUCUGUCACUUUGCUGUGGCCAUAUAUAUCCUGACUUCUUCCUGUGGGAGCUCGCACAGCAACGUUGUGUUAAAAUUUCCUUUGAAUCUCUCUGUGAACCUCAGGUCGGACUGAAAACGGAUCUUGUUGGCCCAAAGCAGAGUAGUGCCACUGCCCGGUCUGCAGAAGUGGUGCAUGGUUUUCAGCAGUUCCUCCAAACAUUCAUGGUGGUAGACCACAUCUGCUGCCAGCACGUAGUCGUAGUGGAAUGGUGGAUGGGGAAAGUCUCUGUCCAGAUCAAGGCCCCAGGUCAGAGGAGCCACCUGAGGAGUGUACCGUGAGCGACCCUUUGUGUUUCUCAAAAGGUUAAAUGUCAGAUUGGACAAAAUGUCUGGCUUGUCAGUUGCAGUCACCCAGGCAC
Messenger RNA from Periophthalmus magnuspinnatus, 3011 nucleotides. Its product is annotated as rhodopsin kinase GRK1-like. NCBI's taxonomy places the organism in Eukaryota, Metazoa, Chordata, Actinopteri, Gobiiformes, Gobiidae. Gene Ontology annotation, molecular function: ATP binding; rhodopsin kinase activity. Gene Ontology annotation, biological process: regulation of signal transduction; signal transduction; protein phosphorylation. Gene Ontology annotation, cellular component: cytoplasm. The coding region runs from base 206 to 1891 and encodes 561 amino acids. The record is from RefSeq and is a predicted model, not a curated record. The transcript is spliced from 7 exons.